AUGGCCGCAGCGGUCGCGUCAAAAUCGUCACUUCCUGUUUGGGAGUCAAAGCGACCGCGGAUAUCAGGGCCUCGCUUCCGGUUGUGCCUCCUUUUCGGCAGCGGCUACUUCCUCGCCAACAUGCCACUCGCAAAAGACUUGUUGCACCCAUCUCCAGAGGAGACGAGAAGGAGGCACAAAAAGAAGCGUCUUGUUCAGAGCCCCAACUCUUACUUUAUGGAUGUGAAAUGUCCAGGAUGUUACAAGAUCACGACAGUGUUCAGCCACGCCCAGACGGUUGUUCUGUGUGUCGGUUGCUCGACGGUCCUGUGUCAGCCUACCGGAGGCAAAGCACGUCUCACAGAGGGGUGUUCGUUCAGAAGGAAGCAGCACUAAAAUGCUAUUCCCGGAGCUGAAGGGACGAAGCGCUAGGAGACUGACGCCGCUGUGGCAGAUGUCAUUGCAUCGCAGCCCUCUGAUCCUUGUCAUUCAAUAAAAAUGUUGUUUUGGAUAAACAAAAGAA
Corythoichthys intestinalis (scribbled pipefish) is the source of this 502-nucleotide messenger RNA. RefSeq names its product 40S ribosomal protein S27. Bases 1 to 375 code for a protein of 124 amino acids. Gene Ontology annotation, molecular function: RNA binding; structural constituent of ribosome. NCBI's taxonomy places the organism in Eukaryota, Metazoa, Chordata, Actinopteri, Syngnathiformes, Syngnathidae. Gene Ontology annotation, biological process: ribosomal small subunit assembly; translation. The transcript has 4 exons. The record is from RefSeq and is a predicted model, not a curated record. Gene Ontology annotation, cellular component: ribosome; cytosolic small ribosomal subunit.